Molecule: messenger RNA, 3232 nt
Organism: Silurus meridionalis
Lineage: Eukaryota; Metazoa; Chordata; Actinopteri; Siluriformes; Siluridae
Product: heat shock factor-binding protein 1-like
Exons: 4
Coding region: 233-466 (77 amino acids)
Biological process (GO): cellular heat acclimation
Cellular component (GO): nucleus; cytosol
Molecular function (GO): transcription corepressor activity
Source: RefSeq, a predicted model, not a curated record
ACGAAAGAUUUUAAUUAUGAACAGUGCCUGACUUUCGGGAUCCCUGGCGGUGCGCGGGCGCGCGCUGUGGAAGCGUGCACGUGGGUAUGUGUGCGUGCGCGCGUGCCUGUGUGGGCAAUCGGUCGCCUACGCGCUGAGCUGCGGAUAAAUCCGUAUAUUCACGAGUUUCUCAUUCUGACAGACUCCGACUCUCUCCAUCUCUCUCUCUCUCUCUCUCUCUCACACACACAAGAUGUCUGAUACGGAGCCGAAAUCAGCACAGGAUUUAACCGUUGUGGUACAGAGCUUACUGCAGCAGAUGCAGGACAAGUUCCAGACCAUGUCCGACCAGAUUAUCGGAAGAAUCGAUGAAAUGAGCACCCGCAUCGACGACCUGGAGAAGAACAUUUCUGACCUCAUGACUCAGGCAGGCGUGGAGGAUUUUGAUGGAGAGAACAAAUUUGGUGAUGCAUCAGGAACGGCUUGAUGAAGACAAAGAGCCGCAGAUCAUAUAAGUACAUGAGUGUAUGCAGUUUUGGUAUUGGAAGAAUCCCUGUAUGUUUCUGGGGAGCAUCCUGCGAUCUGUAGCCUGUGGUCAAAAGAGACUGUGAUGUGUGACGUCAUGGAUGUUCCUCUCCUAACACUCUAACCUCCUCCUCCCUUUCUUCUCAUAUUAAUCUCUCAUUAUUUGUAGUGAUAAUGAUCGCUCAUUCCUUCACGUGUCUUUCACAAAUUCACACCGCAUAAAAUCCUACGUGCUGAACUUUAACUGCAAGAGCAAACCAGAAGAACACAGAUCUUAUUAAACACCUGAUGUACUGUGAAUUUCCAUUCAGAUUCCCAGCAAAUUUAUUGGUGCUGUUCACAGAAUGUUUCUGCUAAGACCACUGGGGAACGACUAGUAUGACACCCUGUGUGACUACUGUAUCUCGAAUAAAACAUGUUCUCAUAAUAUCAACAAUCUCAGUAUUUAAGAAAAAGUCUGAGGUAAGAUAUUUAUUUCGGUUAUAUAAAAAACGAUAAGAUUCAGCAGUGGUUUAUAAUUAAACUGCCUGAAUACAAUCUAUGAUUUGUAUCCAGGAACCUAAAACUGUAUAGUGUAACAUUUAAUGAAUGAUCAUAUUCUGUACUGUAUACACAAUAAUAUAACAAUUAUACAUAUAAUAUUUAAAAAAAAAUUGUUUAUUUUAAAGCCACUAAACUCUGGAGAAUCUCAGGCUGUAUUUAAAUAAAACAACAGUUAUGGUAACAUUAUAGCAUUUUUGUCAAAUUAGUGUGUUUUUUUGUGUGGGUUUUUUUUUAAUGCUUUUAAUUUAAUUAUUAUUCAAGAGGCCAUUGUGAGAUUAUUAGUUGUUUCUUAAUAAGUCUUAAUAAUUUAUUAAUGUUUCUUAUAUCUAUAGCCAAAGUAUUAAUAUUCAUCCCUAACCUGGAACCUGCUGUAAAAUUUUAACCCUGUUAAAAUAUUACGAAUGUUUAUAAAUAUGUAAUUUUUAACCUUGUAAGAUUUUAAGUGUAUACAUGAAUAACAGUGAGCAUGUAAUUAAACACUAAACAUUUUAGAGUAUUUCAAGUAUAUUCUAUUAAAAAAUGUGCAACUCUUUUAGGGCUUUUUUAGUUGUCCCUGUGCUGGAAAAAAAAUUGUUGGUGCUUUGUUAUAAUAAAAAUUUAUUUUUUAGGAAAACAUUAAAUUCUCUUCUAGUGUUAAAUCUAAUUUGUGUAUCAGUGCUGCGUGACUUUUUUUAUGCCAAAGGAGAGUCAGAAAGCAUUCAAAAUAUAUUUUUUAUUUUUACAUAUAAAAUGCAUCUAUAUCCACUGAGGUUUCUGUGACCUAAAAGGUAAUAUUUAACACCCCCCCACCCCCUCCAAUAUAAUACUACAGGGUGUUCAGUAAGUCAAGCAUAAUUGGAAAUUAAAAAUAAAUAAUAUAUUAAUAAAUGUCACAAAAAUCUUUGGUUGGAUUGUUCACCAUUUUGGCAAGAAAAAAAAAAUCUGUGAUGUUUUGUGAUGAUGUCAGGAGUAUAAUAUUGUCACACACCUCAAUAACAUGCUGACGUAAAUAUGCAACAUUUCUAAUUUUCAUGCAAAUUUACAUGCAAAUUGACUUCAAAGUGAGCUAUUAUCCUUGCCCAUAUAUGGCCAUUUAGAUCAUUGUAAAUAAGUAUAUAAAACUAUCUAUUAACCCUAUACAUGGUGCUAGACACUGUACGUUUUUAUCUGUUAUACAUGCAGUUAUACAUAUGAAUAUGCAUAUUAAUUUUUAUGAAUAUUUAACAUGUAACACCAAAAAUAAUGUUCUGAUCUUUGCAUAGUGAUUCAUAGUUUGUUGCAACUCAGUUGGUUAGCUACUGGAAAUCUCAUCAAUUAGUUAAUAUAAUAGUCAUUUAAUAUAUUAAAUUAACACAUAGAAAGUAGCAUAUAUUUAUGUAUUUAUUUAUUUUUUAGAUAUGUUUGUGUUUCUCAUGCAAAUUUGCAUCAUUGAUAUCAGAGAUGUUUGAAACUCUGAAACACCUUGAGGUAUAUGAUUGAAAUUGAUGAGAUACCCCCGAGUCUGCUCUGUGUUUUCUGAAUUGUUUAGCUGGAUUUUUUUUUUGCUCAGGAUAUGAUUGCAUACAUCCUUACAUACAUGAUUGUAUACAAAAUUGUAUUCUCAUCUCUUUUGUAAUUUCUUUAACAAACAACCCUACUAACUCCAGGUUGUUUUUUUUCCAUUUCCCCUUUACGAUCAUCUUGUCGGCUCAGGGAGAAAUUUCCAUUCUACUUUUUUUGUUGUUGUUGUUUUUGCCUAGAUUAGAACCUGAAUUAAAAAGACAAAAGUAACUUUUUUGUUGUUUAACCCAGAUUUAGAGUAAGGAUAUAAUACAGUUUGGGCUAAAUGUGAUGAUCUGUACAGCAGGAAAAAGAGUGUUUACAUAAAAAUCUACUUAAAUUAACUAAAUAAAAUUAAUUGACCCAAUGUUUUAAACUGGACAUGUUUAAAUAGUAAUUGUGCAGUGAAAUGCUGGAAUUAUUACAGUACUGUUCUCUUCAACACAGGUGCUAUUUCAUUUGUUGAAAUGAAAGAUGAUUCACUGGUAAUAUAUCUAUCUUACAGUAUGUAAACUGUGUUAUGCAAUGAGUGUUGCAUGAUGGUAUUCAGCCUGCUUCGAUGUUAGAAACAAAUUAUUUGUGACUGUGGUCAUGACUUUCCAGUCAGUUGUUUCCUCUUUGCUAUUGAUACUUAAUAAAGGAAUGACUGAUUUCUGUGUGAUCUUAA